This is a messenger RNA of Fonsecaea erecta, 864 nucleotides long. RefSeq lists its product as hypothetical. The transcript has a single exon. Gene Ontology annotation, cellular component: cytoskeleton. The record is from RefSeq and is a predicted model, not a curated record. Gene Ontology annotation, molecular function: actin filament binding. The coding region runs from base 1 to 864 and encodes 287 amino acids. NCBI's taxonomy places the organism in Eukaryota, Fungi, Ascomycota, Eurotiomycetes, Chaetothyriales, Herpotrichiellaceae.
AUGGCACCUGCUGCAGCGACAGCCACGGUAAUCACCGCAACAGUCGAGCCGAGUGCUCGCCAACCCCAAACCACCAAUGUGGCCGUGCAGCGAUUCCCUGACCCGCCUCGCUUCCAAGACAAGUUGGAGGAGAGGGAGUAUCUGAAGGGCCGUCUCGCGCUCGCAUUCAGGCUGUUCGCCAAAUACGGCUUCGACGAAGGUGUCGCCGGGCACAUUACGCUUCGAGACCCCGUGGACCCGAACACGUUCUGGGUGAAUCCUUUUGGCCGGGCGUUCUCGCAAAUGAGGCGCUCGGACCUGAUCCAGGUCGACCAUGAAGGGCAGGUCAUUGGAGGUGGCCCUAACCGUCUCCUCAACCAAGCUGCGUACAUGAUUCACGCGGCAAUCCACAAAGCACGUCCUGAUGUGCUCUGCGCCGCGCACUCACACAGUAUCCACGGCCGAACGUUUUGCACGCUGGGGCGAAACCUUGACAUCACUACACAAGACGUAUGCGCCUUUUACAACGAUGUCGCUCUCUACGACGACUUUCGGGGGGUGGUAUUGGCCAAAGACGAGGGCGAGAAUAUUGCCCGGGCGAUAGGGAACAAAAAGGCAUGUCUCCUCCAGAACCAUGGUCUGUUGACCUGUGGUCAGACCGUGGAAGCGGCCGUCUUUUGGUUCUGCAGCCUCGAGAAAUGCUGCUAUACCCAGUUGUUGGCGGACGCCGCAGCCGCGGGUCGAGGCGGCACGACCGUCAAGAUUGACGACAAGGAUGCCGCAUUCACGUAUAAGAGCAACGGGACGCCUAGGGCGGGAUGGUUCAAAGCGAUGCCCAUGUUCGACGUGAUGAUGGAAGAGGUGGGAGAUGCGUAUCUGAACUGA